Messenger RNA from Chinchilla lanigera (long-tailed chinchilla), 1898 nucleotides. Its product is annotated as translational activator of cytochrome c oxidase 1. Bases 244 to 1125 code for a protein of 293 amino acids. NCBI's taxonomy places the organism in Eukaryota, Metazoa, Chordata, Mammalia, Rodentia, Chinchillidae. The transcript is spliced from 5 exons. Gene Ontology annotation, cellular component: mitochondrion. The record is from RefSeq and is a predicted model, not a curated record.
GGGUUUUCGCGACGGAGCUGGGAAAGGAAGUGUGCGACGUCAUCAAAGGCCCCCACGCUCGGCUGCCGCCGGGACGGUGCGAGGUCGUUCCCGGUUGGGCGGCUCCAGGGUGGCGUGAGCUCUUAGCUUUCUGGAGGCUGGCAGAAGCGGCUGCAGUGUCCGGAACGUCUCGUUCCGGAAGCAGAUAGGACGCGCCGACCUUGGCCACACCGGUUUGCAGCUUGCAGCCCAGGUUCGGAGCCGAUGGGGUCUUGGACCGCUGUCACCCUGAGCAGGGCAGCUGCCAGAUGCGCGAGAGCGCGAGGCCCCGGCGUCCGCCACGCAACUCCAUGCGUCUUCCAGCCUGAGCUCCCGGGCCGCGGCUCCGCUCUGGGCAGGACGCUGCGCCUCACCGCGGAGGCCCCCGCCGGGCACAAUAAGUGGUCCAAAGUCCGGCACGUCAAGGGCCCCAAGGACACCGAAAAGAGUCGCAUUUUCUCUAAACUUAGUCUCAGCAUCCGCCUGGCCGUUAAAGAGGGAGGCCCUAAUCCUGCGCUCAACAGCAACUUGUUCAGCAUCUUAGAGGUGUGUCGCAGCAAGCACAUGCCCAAGUCAACCAUUGAGGCGGCGCUGAAAAUGGAGAAAACUAAAGGCGUUUAUUUGCUGUAUGAGGCUCGAGGUCCUGGCGGCUCUUCUCUGCUCAUUGAGGCAUUAUCUAACAGUGGCUCCAAGUGCCAGUCAGACAUUAGACACAUCCUGAACAAGAACGGGGGGAUGAUGAGUGAAGGAGCACGUCACUCCUUUGACAAAAAGGGGGUAGUCACCGUUGAAGUGGAGGACAAAGAGAAAAAGGCCGUGAACCUAGAGCGUGCGCUGGAGCUGGCAAUUGAAGCAGGAGCUGAGGAUGUCCAGGAAGAUGAAGAUGAAGAAAAGAACUUCUUAAAAUUUAUUUGUGAUGCCUCUUCGCUGCACCAGGUGAGGAAGAAGCUGGACUCCUUGGGCUUGUGUUCUGUGUCUUGUACGCUGGAGUUCAUCCCCCACUCAAAGGUGCCGCUGGCUGACACUGACCUCAAACAGGCUGCCCAUCUCAUCCAGGCUCUUGUCAGCCACGAAGAUGUGAUCCACGUCUACGACAACAUUGAGUAACUGGACUGUAUGUGCCCUUGGGCUCCUUCAAGGGCAAGUGUCAGUCCAUCCUGGAGCACAGGCUUCUACAGCAAUCUCUGAGAUGGAAGCAGGUAGGAAGAGUGGCAGAUUAGUCCUAAGGCCAGGACGUGUAGCCUUGAGGCCAAGGCAAUCCCAUACUUCUGUGUGGCUGCUUUGUCAGCUCUGCUGGUGUCUCAGCCUUCUUGGAUGCAGGGUGGGACCAGCCAGCUGGUGUGACUCUGAUCUCAGGUAGUUGGCCCUUGUGGGCAUUAUAAAUACCCCAAGGUCCUAUGUACUAGAAACUGCUCUUUAUUUAUUUCUUUUUAAAGACAGGGUCUUGCUAUGUAGCCCAGGCUGGCUUUGAACUCUCAGUGAUCCUCCUGCCUCAGCCUCCUGAGUGCGGGGAUUAUAGGCAUGAGCUACCAUGCCUGGCUAGAAACUGCUCUUUAAUAAUAACAGUGGUUGAUCUUGGUUACUGUAUUGGUUUUGUAUGCCUCUUGACUUGUCUUGAGUUUGUGCCUUGUUGUUGGGACCUCCAGACUUAAUUUUCAGGUCUCCAGGCUUAGUUCUGUAUUCCAAUGCUAGGACUGUCAUUUAUUUACUUAUUUUUUGAUAGUGGCUGGAUCCAAGCAUUCUGUGGCCUGUUGCUGGUUUGUCAUUCAUUCAUGUAACAAAUGUUCAUGAAAUUCCCAUUUCUUGAGCCAGGCAUGGUAGCUCACGCCCGUAAUCCCAGCACUCGGGAGGCUGAGGCAGGAAAAUCGUUGUGAGUUUGA